AAAAAAAAAAAAAGGUCUGCGAAUCCAUUGUCCAUGGGUUCUGGCGCUUGAACAGUUCAAUCACAUCAGAAUGACCCCUUAAAACGUUUCUUACUUGUCUCUCUUCUAUAAAUAUAUAUCAUUACUUCACACCCUUUUUCUCUAUCCGUUUCCAGUUUUCCUUUCUUUUUCUUUUUAAAAGAAAGAGAAAAAGCUUCUAUCUCUCUCUACCCCCUGUUUCAGUACUCUGUUUUCUACUGCACUCUCCUUAAAAAUGGCGGACAUUGAAGACAAAUUUCCUAACUCUCCUGUGAAACACAAUAAAGUGUUUGUUGCAAUCCAGUUUCUUUUUAGACUUUUGGUGGUUGGAACCACAUUUGCUGCAGCUUACUUGAUGGCUACUAACAAGCAAUCAGUUACAAUUGAUAGCUUUUAUUUCGAUGCCAAAUAUAGCUAUAUCCCUUCUUUCAAGUUCUUUGCUCUGGCAAAUAUUAUUGCGUGUGGCUGCUCUGUUGUGUCUUUUCUGCUGCUCUGCAUUUUCAGUCGUCAUGGCUGCAGUCCUGCCCAUUUUUUCUUCUUGUUCCUUCAUGAUUUGUUCAUGCUGUGUUUGGUUCUUGGUGGAUGCUCUGCUGCAAUGGCAAUAGGUUACUUGGGAAAGUAUGGGAAUGAUCACUCUGGUUGGAUGCCAAUUUGCGAUCAAGUGACCAAAUUCUGUAACAGAACACAAAUGGCAUUCAUUUGUUCCUUCUUAGCUGUGAUUCUCUUGCUGAUUCUUACUCUCACUUCUGCAAGCAAAUCUAGGAAAGUUUAAAUGUAGAACUCUAAUGUUUAGCCUUUUGUCUAGAAAUAAAAGCAGAACAGAAAAAUAGAAAAGAAAAAAAGGAAGGUAGAUAAAGAUGGUGAAAUGGGUAUCUCUUGUAAGAACUUUAAAUGACUGUUAUUCUAUAUGAAAGGGAACCUCAUUAAUGUUUUUUCUGUUUAAA
This is a messenger RNA of Jatropha curcas, 962 nucleotides long. RefSeq names its product CASP-like protein 1F1. The record is from RefSeq and is a predicted model, not a curated record. NCBI's taxonomy places the organism in Eukaryota, Viridiplantae, Streptophyta, Magnoliopsida, Malpighiales, Euphorbiaceae.